AUGGCUUUGAAGGUUAAGAAUGAUGAUAACGAUGAGUCGUCUGAAGAUGAGGAUACUAAGUUCAAUUCAUAUAUCACCAGACAAUUCAAGAAGUUCAUCAAGGAUGCGAACGUCAAAGCAAGUGACAAGGAUCGCAAACAGUCUAGAUUCUUUCAAUUCAAGUCCCAAGACAAAGGCAAGAGAGAAUUCAAGGAUGUUGAUCAAAGGAACAAUGUUCCUACUGCGCCAAACAAAGCCCUAGCUGCCACAUUGAGUGAUACAAAACUAGAAGUAGAUUCUGAUGAUAGUGAUCAAGAUGGGAUAGUGACUACUUUCAUUGCUACUAUUGAGUCCCCUGAGGAAGCAGUAGAACUGAUUGAUGAGGAAGAAGAGCUGAUGGAAUCAAAGUUUGAGAAGAUGGAUGAACAAGAUGACAUCCACACUACCUACUCUAAAUUGUACAAGGUCUUCGAGAAGCAUGAGAAGUUUUACAGAGCACUGAGGUUUGAAAACAACUUUCUUGCUAAAAAUACCAAGAAACUGGAUGCUGAACUGUUUCAGGCUCGCCUUGGUGGCUUUGUGGAGUCUCCCUCCCCUCCUCCCGAGGCAUCCGAGGAUGAUGAUGAAUCCGACGACGAUGAUGAUGAUGAGGUUGGAGAUGUUAGCUCUUUCAACGAUGACGAGAUGUUUACUUGA
Molecule: messenger RNA, 675 nt
Organism: Quercus lobata
Lineage: Eukaryota; Viridiplantae; Streptophyta; Magnoliopsida; Fagales; Fagaceae
Product: NAD-dependent protein deacetylase HST1-like
Exons: 4
Coding region: 1-675 (224 amino acids)
Source: RefSeq, a predicted model, not a curated record